UUUGGGAAUUAUAUAUACUGAAAGGAGAAAGAAAGGAAUUGAAGCUUCAUUACGUGCAGGGCCGCAGGGCAAAAGGGCAUUAUAUUGCAUGCUAUUUCAUUUCAGCUCGACGAGUACUGAUCCGUAGUCAUGGCGGCGGCGGAGGCGGAGGCAAGGACGGCGACAAAAGGAGGAGGAGAUGUUUCACCGUCGUCGUCCGUUAAGGAUUACAGGUGCAACGCGGUUGUCAGCUCACCCAGAGCUCAGAAGGCGGCCGCGAUGAUGGAGUGUGAUUCUCCGGUGGCUGCCACCAGAGAUGUGGCAAUGCCGGAAAAUGUUGCGGCGGCGCCGGAGAAGGAAGUGGCGGGGAGGGUUUUGGUGCCGCCGGAAAAAUGGGGGCAGGAGGGUUUGCUUAGGGAAUGGAUGGAUUAUUCUUCAUUUGAUGCUUGUUUGGCUCCGAAGGGAUUGUUGUCGGCUCGAGAAGAUCUAAUCUCGCAAGCCAAACGAGUUUGUUCAACCGUUUUCAAGUCUCAAUAAACCUAAUGUGACUAUGAUAUACCUUAAAUGCUAAUUUUCCCGAUUAUAUUAUAGCCUUGCAUUUACAUGUACAAGCUAAGUAUUUGUUCUUGUGUAAUGGCUUGUAUGCACAUAGCUUAUGACUUGUCAUU
Messenger RNA from Ipomoea nil (Japanese morning glory), 647 nucleotides. RefSeq lists its product as uncharacterized. The record is from RefSeq and is a predicted model, not a curated record. NCBI's taxonomy places the organism in Eukaryota, Viridiplantae, Streptophyta, Magnoliopsida, Solanales, Convolvulaceae. Gene Ontology annotation, biological process: blue light signaling pathway. The coding region runs from base 130 to 516 and encodes 128 amino acids. The transcript is spliced from 2 exons.